Molecule: messenger RNA, 625 nt
Organism: Pungitius pungitius (ninespine stickleback)
Lineage: Eukaryota; Metazoa; Chordata; Actinopteri; Perciformes; Gasterosteidae
Gene: pts
Product: 6-pyruvoyltetrahydropterin synthase
Exons: 6
Coding region: 71-508 (145 amino acids)
Biological process (GO): tetrahydrobiopterin biosynthetic process
Cellular component (GO): mitochondrion
Molecular function (GO): 6-pyruvoyltetrahydropterin synthase activity
Source: RefSeq, a predicted model, not a curated record
GGGGGCAGCCCUUUAUCUCUCGCGGCUCUCUGCAGGCUCUCGGUUCUCCUCCUUGAAUCCGGUACCGAGCAUGUCCGGGUCCUCUGGCGCAGCGGAGCCGGUGGGCUACAUCACGCGGGUCCAGAGCUUCAGCGCCUGUCACCGGCUGCACAGCCCCCACCUCAGUGACGAGGACAACAGGGCCGUGUACGGGAAGUGCAACAACCCCAACGGACACGGACACAACUACAAAGUGGAGGUCACCGUGCGCGGAAAGAUCGACCGGCUCACUGGGAUGGUCAUGAACCUCACUGACUUGAAGAGGUGCAUUGAGGACGUCAUCAUGACGCCACUGGACCACAAGAACCUGGACCGGGACGUCCCGUACUUCAGCAGCGUCGUCAGCACCACGGAGAACGUUGCUGUUCACAUCUGGAACCAGAUGGUCAAAGUUCUUCCUCCAAACCUUCUGCACGAGAUCAAGAUUCACGAGACGGACAAAAACAUCGUUGUUUACAGGGGAGAGUAGAUCCACGGGGGGGGGGGGGGGACCUGAGGCUGGGAGAAGGUUCAUAUUCUGUGGUCCAGUCCAACCAAAGAGGGAUCAAGUGUCUUCUCACAAUAAAACAAACAUUCAUGGAUCAUA